AGAUUCAUCCGUAACUAUCCAUGAAUGCAUUCCCACUAGAUCUCUCACUCGCUAUCUUCGAAUAUAGAGACGCUAAGUCCACCAAACUCCGAAGCUCCAAAGCUAGAUACAGUCAUACAGAGUUCAGAUACAUAGCUUACACUGAGAGAGAAACAAGCAGCAAUGUCAAGGAGAUCAGGGGCUUGUUUGAGAUGUUGUUUGGUCAUAUUUGCAGUUGUUUCAGCUUUGGCUGUCUGUGGCCCUGCUCUUUAUUGGAGAUUUAAGAAAACAAUUGGACAAUCUGGUUCCAAAAUUUCUUGUCCUCCUUGCAUCUGUGAUUGUCCUCCUCCUUUGUCCCUUCUCAAGAUUGCUCCUGGGUUGGCCAAUCUCUCAGUCACAGAUUGUGGAAGUGAUGAUCCUGAUCUGAAGACAGAGAUGGAGAAGCAGUUUGUUGACCUCCUAACAGAGGAAUUGAAAUUACAAGAGGCUGUUGCAGAAGAACACGCACACCACAUGAACAUAACUUUUGCGGAAGCGAAAAGGGUAGCUUCCCAGUACCAAAGAGAAGCAGAAAAAUGUAAUACUGCCACAGAAACAUGUGAAGCAGCUAGGGAGCAGGCUGAGGCAUUGCUGAUAAGGGAGAGGAAAGUUACUUCCUUGUGGGAGCAACGGGCUCGCCGACUUGGUUGGGAAGGAGAAUGAUUAAUGGGUUUGUAAAACUGAGUUGAAAUAGGAGGUAUUUAUAUAGGAGGCAAGCAGAUUGCUUGUGUUAGCUAAGAAAAUGAUUAGUAAAUUGUUUGUGUUCUGAAGGAAAGCAAAUUAUACAUGUACUCAUAAUAUUUUAGCUGUAAUUGACAUCUUUUAGAUCUUUAAGCUGAAGCAGCAUUGCUUGAAUUA
Molecule: messenger RNA, 876 nt
Organism: Manihot esculenta (cassava)
Lineage: Eukaryota; Viridiplantae; Streptophyta; Magnoliopsida; Malpighiales; Euphorbiaceae
Exons: 3
Coding region: 163-681 (172 amino acids)
Source: RefSeq, a predicted model, not a curated record